AUGGGCAAGAAACGCGUUCUCUGCUCCUAUGGUGUUGAUUUGGACGCCGUUUCAGGCUGGCUGGGUUCUUACGGCGGUCAGGACUCUGAGCACGAUAUCAGUCGAGGUGUCUUCGCUGGCGAAGUGGGGGUGCCUCGACUUCUUAAGCUCUUCGAGAAGUAUUCCAUCAGGACGACCUGGUUCAUUCCUGGACACUCACUCGAGACGUUCCCGAAGGCUUGCGAACAAGUGCGCGACGCUGGCCACGAAAUUGGUCUACAUGGCUAUUCCCACGAAGAUCCCAACCGACUAUCCUCACAGCAACAACGGGAUAUCCUGGAGAGGACUGUGGGUAUGUUGACAGAUUUUUGUGGCGGAGAGCGACCUCGCGGAUAUGUUGCUCCUUGGUGGGAAGUGGGUCAGGAGACAAUUGAGCUCCUGCUCGAGUUCGGCAUUAAGUAUGACCAUAGUUUGAGCCAUCACGACUGCCAAGCAUACAGAGCGCGCCUCGGAGACAGCUGGACUAAGAUCGAUUAUGAUCAGCCUGCAGAAAAUUGGAUGAAGCCGUUGGUCAGGGGCCCAGAGAGCGAACUUGUCGAGAUUCCUGCGUCGUGGUAUUUGGACGACAUGGUACCGUUGAUGUUCAUCAAGGGCUCUGCCAACAGCCACGGAUGGGUCAAUCCGCGUGAUGUCGAAGCGCUCUGGAAGGAUCAAUUCGACUUCUGCUACCGGGAGUACGAUGAAUUCAUCUUUCCGAUGACGAUUCAUCCGGAUGUCUCGGGUCGUCCGCACGUUCUGCUCAUGCAGGAGAGGAUCAUUGAGCACAUCAACAAACACGAAGGCGUAGAAUGGGUUACCAUGGGCGAUAUCUACGAAGAUUUCGUGAGCAGAAACCCUCGACGUGAACAGGGCGAAUAA
Cyphellophora attinorum is the source of this 897-nucleotide messenger RNA. Its product is annotated as Peptidoglycan deacetylase. The record is from RefSeq and is a predicted model, not a curated record. Gene Ontology annotation, molecular function: hydrolase activity, acting on carbon-nitrogen (but not peptide) bonds. The transcript is spliced from 4 exons. The coding region runs from base 1 to 897 and encodes 298 amino acids. NCBI's taxonomy places the organism in Eukaryota, Fungi, Ascomycota, Eurotiomycetes, Chaetothyriales, Cyphellophoraceae. Gene Ontology annotation, biological process: carbohydrate metabolic process.